AGUAUCACGCCUCAAGCUUGGAAGAGCGGAAAGAACGUGUGAAAAGAUGCCUACUUUCAAUAACAUAUUGAAAUAAUUGUAAUUAAAACUUGUCAAAUGUACCUAUUGAUGUUUGACUGAUGUUAACCCGAAUUGUGAGGCAUAUUAAAAUAUCAAAUCAUCUGGUUCUGGACUAUGGCAAGCUUUAAAAAAAAUUCAUGAAGUUUUCGUUGAACUUGUCAGUUCUUCGCUCAUGCGGUGUUAUUGGGGAAUGUUUUGUGUGUUGUAGAAUCUGGAACCCAUUACCCAGGAACAUAUGUGCUCAGCUGCUUCUUAUUCAACAUAAAUCUAUUCAAGUGCUACCAGAAUGUCAAAUACAGAAGUGUUUGAUGUUCAAGAGAUUUCUGAAGGUAAAGCAAAUGUGCUUUUACCAAAAUCUGUAUUUUACAAUCCUGUUCAAGAGUUUAACAGAGAUCUUACCAUCAGCAUCAUCUCAUGGUUUGCAGCCACACAUUUAGAAGAAAGCAAAAAGAAAACAUUUAAAAGUAAAGGUGUUUCAGGAACCAGCACAGAAGACAAUUCUCAAGCUUUAAACAGCAAUGGGGCACAAGGAAGUAAUUCAACAGAUGAUCACCCUGGUCUUGUUGGUGCAGGUAUUAGACACGAGGGCGGUGUGAAGAUAUUUGAAGGACUAGCAGCAUCAGGUUUAAGAUCUAUUCGUUUUGGUCUUGAAGUACCUGGUGUACAAGAGAUAGUGGCAAAUGAUUUUGAUAGAAAUGCUGUAGAGUUCAUUGAGAAGAAUAUCACAAAAAACAACCUAAAUGGUUUAGUAAGAUCCAGCUACAGUGACGCCUCUUCUGUGAUGCACCAACACAAGGAUCCCAGCAAAAGGUUUGAUGUCAUUGACCUUGACCCAUAUGGCAGUUCAGCUCAGUUUUUGGAUGCAGCAGUGCAGGCCGUGGGUGAGGGUGGCCUGCUAUGCAUCACCUGUACAGAUGCUGCUGUACUUUGCGGUAAUGCUGGUGAAGCAUGUUUUGCAAAAUAUGGUUCCAUGUCCCUUCGAGGGAAGUUCUGCCAUGAAAUGGCACUUCGCAUCCUUCUCCACAGCAUUGAAUCAAAUGCUAAUCGACAUUCACGGUAUAUUGUACCUCUGCUUUCCCUGAGCAUUGACUUUUAUGUACGAGUUUUUGUGCGUGUUUACACUGGGCAGAAGCAAGUCAAGAUGUCAGUGACUAAGACCUCCAUGGUUUACCAUUGCACAGGCUGUGGGAGCUUUUCUCUUCAGCCUCUUGCUAUCGCUAUUCCAACAAAAGGAGGUAACCACAAAUUUGUUCCGGGAACAGGCCCACCUGUGGGGGCCCAUUGUGAGCACUGCAGCCACAAGCAUCAGAUUGGGGGACCUAUGUGGUCGGCCCCAAUUCAUGAUUCUUCUUUUCUUGACAUUAUGUUGAGUAGAUUGCAGUCAGCCAGCACACUAUACAAAACCAGUGAGAGAAUGGUAGGCAUGUUGAGUGUGGCCAAGGAAGAGCUGCAGGAAGUUCCACUCUAUUAUGUGCUUGAUGAUGUCUGCAGUGUUCUUCACUGCUCUCCACCCAACAUGCUACAAAUGAGAUCUGCACUGCUGCAUGCUGGUUACAAUGUGUCUCUGUCCCAUGCUGCCAAGAAUUCUUACAAGACAAAUGCUCCAGCAAAAGUCAUAUGGGAUAUCAUGCGCUGUUGGAUAAAAGAUCAUCCAGUCAAUACUCGGCGCCUGACAGAAGGUUCUGUGGCCCUAAACAUUUUAAAGCAAGAACCUGAUCUACAGGCAUCAUUCCUGCCACAUCCUUGUGCUAAUCCAGCCUCCAGACAAAAGGGUCUUGUACGGUGGCAGCAGAAUCCAGAACGAGAAUGGGGUCCCAAACCAAGAGCACGCAGGGAGGGAAACGAUGCCAAGAACUUGCAGCAGGUGGAAGAACUGGCUGAGAUGAAAAGGAGUCACCCAGAGGAAAGAGAAUCAGAAGUUGCACAGAAAGUUUCUCGAAUGGAAAAGGCAUGAUAUCAGUUUGAAGGCUAUUGUAGGCAAGAUGCAAAGUUUGAAAUGUUCUAGUUUUUGAUAAAACGGUAUCAACAGCCAAUCAAGAUCAUUUUAAUGAAUACCAUGAAAAUGUAGCAGGUGUUGCAAACCUAUAAAUAAAAAUAAGAACUGUU
Messenger RNA from Pomacea canaliculata, 2166 nucleotides. Its product is annotated as tRNA (guanine(26)-N(2))-dimethyltransferase-like. Gene Ontology annotation, biological process: tRNA N2-guanine methylation. Gene Ontology annotation, molecular function: RNA binding. The transcript has 5 exons. Gene Ontology annotation, cellular component: nucleus. Lineage: Eukaryota; Metazoa; Mollusca; Gastropoda; Architaenioglossa; Ampullariidae. The record is from RefSeq and is a predicted model, not a curated record. Bases 347 to 2014 code for a protein of 555 amino acids.